AUGUCCUACCUUCAGUAUUCAGAGACCAAGAAGGAGUCUGCGGCUCUUAUACGCUGUCCCUUUAAGGGCUGUAAUGCGAGGGUGAUUCCUACCAAAUCGUUACAGACCGUGAAAGUGGCAAACUCUCCACAAAUGACAAGCUUAAACGAAAAAGAUACCCACACUGAAUUCUACCAAGUGAAUGACGUAUGGGACUUCGAUAACAUUGGAGUUUCGAGACCUUCAGAUGAAUUGGAACAGCCCACCAUAACUACGGCCCUGGGUGACGAGCUUGAGAUUGCUGUCCAACGUUUGCUUAUCUGUAGUGAAUGUGAUCGUGGUCCCUUGGGGUUUGCGGGCAUUAGCUCCGGGGACGAUGAGAAAGAUCACAAGAACUUGAAAUACUUUCUCAGUUGUACAAGUGUAUUAUAUGAACAGAAAUAG
Molecule: messenger RNA, 423 nt
Organism: [Candida] anglica
Lineage: Eukaryota; Fungi; Ascomycota; Pichiomycetes; Serinales; Debaryomycetaceae
Source: the annotation of a GenBank genome assembly